AUGGCCGACCCCAAGCAACUACCAUACCGCAUCGAAGACCUGGAGGCGCAGCUCAACACCAAGCCCUCACAUCCGCCAGGCGCGCGCCAAGGGUUCGUGAAGCCGCCGCCGACGGCGACGACGGAGCUGGAGUCGCACGAGAAGCCGCCGCUGGAGACGCUGAUAAACUCGUACGACUUCGAGUCGGUUGCGUCGCGGACGCUGGCGCAGAAGACGUGGGCCUUCUACUCGUCGGCGGCGACGGACGAGAUCACGCGCGACGCGAACAAGAGCAGUUUCGACCGGAUAUGGUGGCGGCCGCGCGUGCUGCGGGACGUUGCGAGCGUCGACACGCGCACGCGCAUCCUCGGCUCAGAGGUGCAGGUGCCGUUGUUUGUGAGCCCGGCGGCCAUGGCCCGCUUGGUGCAUCCCGAGGGCGAGAAGGCGAUAGCCGCGGCGUGCGGGAACAAGGGUGUGGCACAGACGAUCUCAACCAAUGCUUCGUACCCGGUCGACCAGAUUUUGCCGCACGCGCCGGCAGACCACCCGUUCUUCUUCCAGCUUUACGUCAACAGGGACCGGAAGGCGUCGGAGCGGCUGCUGGCGUCGCUGCCGAAGGGCAUCAAGGCCAUCUUCGUGACGGUGGAUGCGCCGGUACCGGGCAAGCGUGAGGCCGAUGAGCGGGUGCGCGCAGACGAGGGGCUGUCGGCCCCCAUGACAGGGGCCAAAGCGAUCAAUGACAAGAAGGGCGGUGGCCUCGGCCGCAUCAUGGGCUCGUACAUCGACGCCAGCCUCACGUGGGACGACCUGCGCUGGCUGCGCAGCGUCACCGACCUGCCCAUCAUACUCAAGGGCGUCCAGAGCGCCGCUGAUGCCCGCCUCGCUGCACAGGCUGGCGUGCAGGGCAUCGUGCUGAGCAACCACGGCGGCAGGAGCCUCGAUACGGCACCCCCAUCCGUCUUGAUCUUGCUCGAGCUGCAGAAGUGCACGCCUGAGGUGUUUGACAAGUUGGAGGUGUACGUCGAUGGCGGCAUCAGGCGUGGCACGGAUAUUCUCAAGUGCUUGUGCUUGGGCGCCACGGCUGUCGGCAUGGGUAGGCACUUUUUGUACGCGCUGAACUACGGGCGCGAGGGCGUCGAACAUUUCAUUGAUGUGAUGAAGGAUGAGCUGGAGACGUCGAUGAGGCUGGUCGGCAUCACCGAUCUGAGCCAGGUGCAUCCGGGCUUGGUCAACACGCUGGAAGUGGACCAUCUGGUACCCUCGACUACCGACCAUCCCUAUGCCAAGUGGUCGCCGAAGCCUCGCACAUUCCCUAAGGCGCGGUUGUAG
Messenger RNA from Lasiodiplodia theobromae, 1308 nucleotides. RefSeq names its product Mitochondrial cytochrome b2 protein. Gene Ontology annotation, molecular function: FMN binding; oxidoreductase activity. The record is from RefSeq and is a predicted model, not a curated record. NCBI's taxonomy places the organism in Eukaryota, Fungi, Ascomycota, Dothideomycetes, Botryosphaeriales, Botryosphaeriaceae. The coding region runs from base 1 to 1308 and encodes 435 amino acids. The transcript is spliced from 3 exons.